AUGAGGUCGGACAACAACAGCAACAUCACACGAGACACUGGCAAACACAAAAUGGCUUCCAGCCUAGUAAAAUUGCUUGCUGGCAGAAAUGCAGUAUUUGGCAUAAAAGAAACUGUCACAAAGGUUACAGCACUGUCAUUUUUUGCAGUCAAUAGAAAGUAUUCAAAAGAGAGUUCCACUAAGAAUUUUGGUGAACUAGAAGAUCUAGCAAGGUAUCCUGGAGCAGGUGCUGAUUUGAAGUUCACACAGCACUUGGAAUUUGUUGAUCCUCAGCGUUAUGAUGGAAUUCCUGUAUACAGAGUAUCAAGUCCUGAUGGAAGACUAAUAAAUCCAGAUGAAGAUCCAAAGCUCAGUAAAGAAAUCCUCCUGAAAGUAUACCGCAAGAUGGUGUUACUAAAGACUAUGGAUAAAAUCUUGUAUGAAUCACAAAGACAGGGAAGAAUCUCAUUUUACAUGACCUGUUAUGGUGAAGAAGCCACUCACUUUGGAUCCGCUUCUGCCAUAAGUGAUGAUGAUCUUAUAUUUGGUCAAUACAGAGAACAAGGUGUUCUCCUGUGGAGGGGCUUCACAUUAGAUGAUAUUAUGAACCAGUGUUAUGGAAAUGAGCUAGAUGUAGGAAGAGGAAGACAGAUGCCUGUACAUUAUGGCUCAAAGAAACUAAAUUUUGUUACAAUAUCUUCUCCACUAGCAACACAGAUGCCACAAGCUUCUGGAGCAGCAUAUGCUUUCAAAAGAGCUCAAAACAACCGUGUUGUGGUUUGCUUUUUUGGAGAGGGUGCUGCUAGCGAAGGAGAUGCACAUGCAGCCUUCAACUUUGCUGCCACACUUGCUUGUCCUGUCAUAUUUUUUUGCCGUAAUAAUGGGUAUGCAAUCUCAACCCCUGUCAUGGACCAAUAUCGAGGUGAUGGUGUUGCUUGCCGUGGCCCAAGUUAUGGAAUGCCUGCAGUAAGAAUUGAUGGAAAUGACUUUUUUGCUGUCUAUAAUGCAACCAAAAGGGCAAGAGAAAUUGCAGUAAAUGAAAAUAGGCCAGUCAUCAUCGAAGCUAUGACAUAUAGGGUUGGGCAUCAUAGCACAAGUGAUGAUUCUUCAGCAUACAGGUCCAACACUGAAGUUGAAUACUGGCAGAAUGUAGACUCUCCAAUAUCAAGAAUGAGGAACUACUUACAAGCAAAUGACUAUUGGUCUGACAAGGAAGAUGCCCAGUGGAAGAAGAGUGCAAGAUUCCAAGUGCUAGAAGCAUUUAAAAGAGCAGAACAACUAAAAAAGCCUCCAAUUGAUGAAAUGUUUAAUGAUGUGUAUCAAAGUCUGCCAGAAAGAAUCAAACGCCAAAAAGAGGAGUGCUUUGAGCACAUUAAGAAAUAUCCAUCUGAAUAUCCCACUGAUAAAUUUGUCAAAUAAACUCAAGAUAUCUUAACAACUUUAAAAUGACUUAAAGGUUUUAGUGUAGUGACCUUUAGGCCAAGAUGAAAAAGGAUUGGGAAUUAUACCUACCUGUGAACUGCUUCAAUAUGCAGAAAAAAAGCUUGCCACACAUCCAAAUACAAAGUUUGAAAGCACUUUUGUACCUCCAAGGACUAUUCUCUCAAUUCAGGAACAGACAACCUGCGGCCUAUAACCCAUGUAAGCAUUAGCUUUUAAGUAGCAAACAGACCUUAAAAAAAUGCCACAAAGGAGUUGGCCUGAUUUCAUGUUGGCUCAAAUGUCCCUGAACAUGUUGACUCACUAGGAUUCUAAACACCAUAAAGAUAGCCUACAAAUAAAAUAUGUUACCCAUCACUGUCUAACUUCAAUUUUAGAUGGGAUCACAAAUUGGUAAAUGCUUGUUUUUGGUGGCAACAUCUUCUCUUUCAAGCUUCAGAAUUUCAAAUUAUUUGGGUAUCUAUAUUGCCAAAAACUCCUAAAACAUCCUCAAAACUAUUUAUAAAAACCUUUCAAGUGUUAAAAAAAUAGUUGUAGCCAGAAAAGGGGCUUUCAUUAUUGAAGGAGUCAAAAGACAGUAAAAAACCCUAGAAUUGUUUCUCCAUUAACUAGAAAUACAGUGAAGAAUAAUAUAUUCAUUAAUUGUGCUGUAAACAGAAAUUCUUUAGGAAAUUUAGACCCAACAGACAAAACUCUAAUCAUAAUUAGGUUACCAGUACUGUGCUUUUUCUGUCUGUGUGUAUUUUGUGGUGUUUUUAUGAAGUAAAUUGAAAAAAUUAUUAGAUUUACCACUAUUAUUCAUUUGCCUCAAGUCAUUAACUGUAUUUAAGUAUUUAUAGAGAGUCAUUGAAAUUGGGUGUGCUUUGAAUUUCAAUUGUGUUUUUUGCAUUCAUAUCUAGUGGUCAUAGACUUCUAAAUUACCAAAUUAUUUGUGUUGUGCCUUGUCCACUCAAUGAGCCUCAUACUUAACCUGCAUAUCUUUAUAGGAGAAAAUAUACCACAAAUGCUCUUUACUGCAAAGAUGGUGUUGUUUACAUGAACCUUCCAUGAAUACAAAGCACAUUGUUUGGCAUGCAAGUAACAGUGAUGCUUGUGUGUUCUUCACAGGUCUGAAAAAUGCUUUAUAACCUAUGCAACUAACCAAAGGGCUUUUAAAGUUUUGAAAAUUUUGAAAAUUUUUACUUCCAGGGUGGGGGUCAAUUUGAAAGAGAAGCUUUUACAAAUUAUGCAAAAUGUUUUUCAGCACCAAAUAAAAUGAAAGAAUCUUAAUAACCUGCUUAAACAAAUACUUGAUAUUUCCCUUCAUUUGAACUCCUAUCGGGGGUCCUUUGCCCCAUCAACCCCAGCAACUGCUACUGAGUAAAGUCAAGGUGAAUCUGGAUGCUGAUGCUUCUUUACCGUAAAAAUCAUCCAAUUUAUUCCAACAGAGCUGAGGAAUAUCCUUUUUAGAGAAUUUGUCACACAGUUAUUUGGCAUGAUAAAACAACAAUUUUCAAUAAAGGAUUCAACCUUUUCUCUUAAACUAGGACGGAACUGUGACUACUGCAGGAUUCUUCAAAUAAUUAACUGAUAUUUUUACAGAUUUAUUUACAUUGAAUACUUAUCUAUCCAUGGUUCAGAAUCUUAGACACUUGCCAGGUGUUCUUUCAGCUGUUUCAACAAGUCUUUGCCCUCACAAUGCUCCGGGUAGAUUUCCACUGAUUUCUCGACCGAUUUAAAACUGGUCUGUACAUCCCCCAUCUAUUGGACGCACAAAAAAAUAUUUGAGAAACAAAUAAUAUUUGGAUCUGUCAUAUAAUGCAAUGCUGCAAGCAGAGGUAAAUAAGGAAAACAAAUUUAAAGUUUUAUGACUGUUAAACGUUCUUGUGUCUUCUAUUAUUCAACAGUUAUGCCCUUUAAUCAAGCCACUUAUUGGUAUCUGAAUAAAGUUGUGAGCAGUUCCAUUAAACUAGCAACUAGGGUCGGAAAAAAAUCCUAUGAGAAAAGGAUGGUAGCGAGCAGAUAAAUGGCUUUUCAUACCAGCAGACAGUGCAAAUCUGAUGCAAGCACCCUACCUUUUCUGACAAAUGUGCUAAAUUGUAUUGUGGCUCGUACAUUUGAUCUGAGAGCUGGAUCGCUGACUUGAAAAACGACUUUGCCUGAAAACAAUUGACAGUAUAAACUAGCUAGCUAACAAACAAAAAACAGUAAAUAAACAAACAAGCUAAUAAAAAAACAAACAAGGCAGAAUUAACAAUUGUGAAAAUUGUUUUUCAAGCAAUGUACAUCUUCCACCCUUUCCCUUCCUUUGUGUCAGAUAUAUCAUGAAUACGCUAAACAAAGACUUAGAUAAAAAUUAUUCUUUGCAUUCAUGCUUCUUGUUUAUUUGUGUGGGUCUAGGCACUGCUCGUGUAGAGAAAAUGAAUUACCUCUUACAAUUAAGCUCAUUUUAAAAUUGCGUAAAUAGCUUAUAUAAAAUAGAGUAUAUUUAGGGAUUUACCAUUGAUGGGUUUUAACAGCAAAAAAGCUGUUAAUGAUUGACAAGAUGAGCGCCUGGUUUGUAUUGGCGACUGCCCAACAGGUUAUACGUUCAAAAUAGUUGAUACGUUCAAAAUACCUGUGCAAAAUACCCAUGGAAAAGGUACCCUGGGAGAAAAAUAUAAAAAUACCUGUUCUACCUGAUCAGGGCGCCUCUUUCGCAUCUCGAGAACACCAAGAUUAUUAAAUGCUUCAGCGUGGUUAUUAUCAGAUGCCAAAGAAAGCCUUAGGCACUGAUAUGCAAGGCUCAUAUCGCCUAUAUUCUAGAAAACGAAGCGUAGAUUCAUUAUCAACCAGUUAAGCUUUCACUAUAGUUCUAUAGUCUGAAUAGCAUUAAGCGAGCAAAAAUUCUUGUACACAUUUCCCUUAAAACUACAAACAUAUCAUUUACGAGCAUUCUUAGCAUUUACUAAUGGGUGCUUGAUUAACGCAGAAAAUUGCACCUUUCAGGUACACAGAAAAUCAGUAAAAGAAAUGGAGACUGAAUAAUGACGUCAAAGAUACAUACAAUGGCAAUGUGACUGAUAUUAUACCAGAUGUCCGCCAUAUUUUCAUCGGUUGCCAUUGAAAGCGCCCUUUCGAAGCAGCUCAAGGCCAUAUCGUAUUGUUGUGAGAAGAAGCAGCAGAGUCCAAUGUUGUUGAAAAUUUCUGAAUUGUACACACCCAUUUGUAGAAGUCGCCU
Rhopilema esculentum is the source of this 4618-nucleotide messenger RNA. RefSeq names its product 2-oxoisovalerate dehydrogenase subunit alpha, mitochondrial. The record is from RefSeq and is a predicted model, not a curated record. Gene Ontology annotation, biological process: branched-chain amino acid catabolic process. Gene Ontology annotation, cellular component: oxoglutarate dehydrogenase complex. Gene Ontology annotation, molecular function: oxidoreductase activity, acting on the aldehyde or oxo group of donors, disulfide as acceptor. Lineage: Eukaryota; Metazoa; Cnidaria; Scyphozoa; Rhizostomeae; Rhizostomatidae.